CCCAGAAAGUGGGGUUAAAAUCGCUAUCGCAAUCCCAGAUCCCUAUAGAGAAAGAAGAAGCAGAAUUAUACAGUUUAUUUUGCAUAUUUUUAAGCGGGUCUAUAAUUCGCCCAGUCAAUGAAUUUAAGGGUGGAAAACGUUAUUGCAUUCAUUUAUGUUAAAAUGAGAUAAAACAAGUAAUAAGAUGAGCAAGCCCUACUGUAAAACAAUAAUCAAUAUGCUUCUCUAAAACGUAAUAUAGCAUGCAACCCAUAUUAAAUAUUAUUUAGCCGUGCGUGAGAAUUUGCAUAUGUACAUAUGUAUGUAUGUCGGUUCUCUCUCUUUAAAUUUAAUCUGCUAAAAAUGUCAGAUUUCAAAAGGUCAAAUCGUUAUCUGUAGAGUUAAAAGUAAAAUCAAACUAAUAAGUACUUUGCUAAAAAAAUUUGAUUUGCUUGCACAAAGCUAGUGAAUUCAACAGUGCCAAAUACUUUCGGUACUUUAACAUUUCAAAGUGCUCGGCAAUUUGGAUUCGGUGUCAAGAGGUUAGGAAACUCAGGCCCGUGAGCACGUAGCAGGAAAACCCAGUAGUACAAGGAACAGAAAAACCGCCUGGAGCAACAAAGGACAGGAAGAGCAGGCACACAGAGUCUAGAAAAGGGGAAAGCGGAGGACAGCAGGCCAGGAUGGGCGACUAUCACGAGUUCACGGACCAAUACAAGGUGCCGGUGAUAGCGAAGCUACUUCACGCCCUGCCCCACUACAACAUCACGUUCCACAAGAUCAACAGCACGUUCCGGCCCAACGAUGAAAUCUACUUGGAGAGUCUUGGCAUUUUGGGUUCAGUUCCGGCAGCUCUGCUGAUCGUCUCGCUGCUGGGACUGCUCUUCUAUCUGAUGACCCGCUGCUGCGACCGGAAGCCCCGGCCAGCCCACUCGAUCACCAGCCUGAAGGUUGCCCUGUCCAUCGUUACGGUCAUGUGUUGUGCGGCAAUUGGAUUGGGAUUGUAUGGCAACGAUGAUCUGCACAACGGUCUGCUCGAAGUGCUAACGGCCGGCAGAAAGGUGGACAACCUGGUCACAACCAUCCGGAACCAGACGCACAUCCUGGAAAAUACGCUAACGAAUCGAAUUCGCCCACAAUUGGUGGAACUGGCGGAUAUAUUCGAUCAGCCGGUGUCGAAUCAAACGGCUCUCUCGAAACUCUUUGUAUCGCUCAAUAUUGUCCAGGGAAAUGUUACCUUGGCCACAAAUGCGGCCAGUGACAUCCGUCGACCCCUGAUGGGCAUCUCCAUGACGCACUUUUUGACGCGCGGCGACCAAUGGGAACUGAUUCGUUGGCCGGGCACGGUGGCCACUUUGGCAUUGCUUCUUGUCCUGUGCGCUGUACUUCUUGUGGGCGUGGCCCGGCACUCACGCUGCGCCCUCAUCCUGUUCAGCGUCUGCGGCCUACUGGCCGUCACUGGUUCCUGGCUGAUGUCCGGUCUCUAUCUCUCCUCCUCGGUGGCUGUCGGCGAUCUGUGCAUCUCACCAGCGGAUUUUCUGGUAUCUGCUGCACCCCGAGACCUGCCCACCAAUGUCCUGUUGCACUACACCCAAUGUGAGCCGGGACACACGAAUCCGUUUACCCAGCGACUGAGGGAAUCACAGAAUUCGUUGAACAAUGCCCGCAGCGCCAUGGCCACGGUUAUGAAGAUAUCACUGGUGCUCUUCAAGUCAUCGGGCUUGCAACCGAAGUUGGGUGCUGUGAAUGCGGAUUUGAAUAGCAGUGAGAGAUUGCUGACCCAAUUGACGGCACUUGUGGACUGCAAGGCGGUGCAUCAUAACUUUUUGGCCGCCGCCCGUGGACUUUGCGAGGGAGGACUACUGGGAUUGGUUCUGAUGCUGAUAGCCAGCUUCAUUGCGGCCAUUUUGCUGACCAUUAUGGUUUGGGUGGAUUCGCAUACUUGGAUCUAUAUACGCAAGCGGAACGAUUACGCCCAGGUGGAUGAACCGUCGUAUAUUUCUCAUCCGGCACCACAGAAUCACCAGCAGAUGAUGAAUGCGGCCAGGACAUUGCCACGCAAUCAUAAUGGGCACUUCAGUCCGCCGGUGAUCAGUGGCUCCCACACGCUCCAGCAUCCCAGCAAGCGGCAGCAGCACGAGAUGAUGGCCCACGCCCACAUCCAGCAGAACAUGCGCGCCAUGGGCACCCACACGCUCGGCCGUCUGCCGUCGCACAACCACAGCCCCACCCACAUGACCGGUCCCAAUAAUGCAGCAGCAGUCGCAGCAGCAGCAAACGCCGCCGCCAAUUUGCCGCCGACAACGCAGGCCGCCCAACAGCAACAGCAGCAACAGCAACAGGCACAACAGCAGCAACAGCAGCAGCAGCAGCAGGCACAGCAGCAAUUGGGAGGACCGCAGCCCAUCUAUUGCCAUCAUCCGCACCAGCAUCCGCAUCCCCAUCCGCACCAGCAUCCGCACUCGCAUUCGGCCGCCGCCGUCGCCGCUGCAGUGCAGCAUCAGCACGCCAUCUACCAUCAACAGCAGGCCCAACAAUAUGGCACCUAUACGACAGCGGCCCACCAUGGACCGCACCAUUUGGGGCCGGGCCAGAGUCAGAUUUACCAGCAGAUCCCGGCCCACUUGGCGCCCCAACUGGCGGCCAAUGGCAAUCCGCACUCGAUAUACCAGCCGCUGGUUGCUGUCAGCCAGGGCUCCAUAUACGUAUCGAAUUUGGCCACGAUGCGGCGGCAGAAUAGCCAGGGCGGACCCCAAAUACCGGCCCACCAGCAUCCACCCAGCUUGCAUCAGCAGCAGCAACAGCAGCAGCCACCGCCGCCAUCGCAGCAGCAGCAGCAGUUGCACCAGCUCAAGUCGCCGCAGCAGCACCAACAGCAACUGCAGCAGCAGCACCAGCAGCAUCAGCAACAGCAACAUCACCAGCAGCAGCAGCAGCAGCAACAUCACCAGCAACAACAGCAAAACGAUUCGGAUGUCAUACCUAUUAGCACGACCAUGGAUGGCGCCAUUUAUGACCGGGACAAGCAGAUCUACAAGUGCUCCACUUUGCGGCAGGGCGGCAAGUUCGAUCCCAAGUACAAGCCAUCGAUACUCAAUUGCCCGCUGCCGGAGAUCCCCAAGGAUGCGGAGCAGCCCAAGGUGGAGUCCAUAUACGAGCAGCGCCAGCAGGCCCACCACCAAAACUACUCAAAGACUCUGCAGCGUCCGCCGAUGAAAUUGCCGCCGCAGAUGAAGGCGAUUCCACCGCCACGCAUUGGCACGCCCACCUCGCCGCCGCCGCCCGCCGCUCAGCCGCUGGGCGAGGCCAACGGUGGGGUGCCAUCUGGCCUCCAGAACGGUGGAGUGGGAGGAGGCGCCGGGGGCGGAGGAGCUGGAGGAUUGGGAGGAGGAAACGCCAACGAGGACACCUCGCUGCCACCGCCGCCAUUGGAGGCGCAAACGGAGGCGACAAAGGGUCGAAUGGGACCUGGACCGGCUGCCAAUGGCAAGGUCCUCCACAAUGGCGGUGGCGGUGGGGGCGUGGCCGGCGGGUCCGGCGGAGCGGUGGACGACGAUGAUGAUCUGCCACCGCCACCGCCAGCGAUAACCGACGAAAGCAACUAUGCGGUUACGGAGCUGUAAGAUCGAGGAUUGCUAAAUCUAAAAACCCGAAAAACAGAAAGGGCAGGCGAAACAAAACAGUAUAACAGGAAUUGGGCAGGACACUGGGGAUUGGGGACGUCUUCCUAGAACUCUUCGUGUAGGAUAUAUAUAUAUAUAUAUAUAUAUAUAUAUAUGUAUGUAUAUGUAUGUAUAUCAAAGGAAAGGGAAUGGGACUUGGGAGUGCUGGAGCGGCGAGUGUUCCUUCUUGAUUUGUUGCAUUUAACGUAGCGUAUCGUAUCGUAAUCGUAAUCGUAUCCUAGACCGAAAUCCUGCUUUUCGACUUUUGUACAUAGUAUACACUGAACUAUAUUCAUUCAAAGGAAAAGGGAUAUAAACACACAGACCUAGACACGCACAGACAGACAAACACACUCGGACACAUGUAACAUAUAUCAGCGAUCUAUUACUUAUAUAAAUAUAUAUAUAUGAAUAUAUCCAUUUAGGACACGGUUAUUCCUUUUUGAUAAUAGCAUAUUUUUACCAAUUUUAAACCGCUAAAUUGUCAAAGAAGAAACAAUUUUAUGGGGGCUAACUUAUUGUAUUAUACAACAUUAAUCUUUAAAAGUAUUUAUAUAAAUUGUAUGUCCUCUACAACCAAAAAAAAGUGAAGAAAAGUAACGACACUUGAAACGAAAGACCGACACAUGAACCUAAAAACCAACCACCAAAAAAAUUUAAAUCGAAUUCGGAUUGUAGGCCAUAAGUUCUAGAAUCGAACUGUAGUAGAAACAUUAGCAAAGAUUUUUUUAGGCACUUGUCGGGAGUCAAUUUUAAUAAGACAAGGGGAACUGAAUGGAUGGGCAAUGAGGCGUGGCAGGUUCUUAUAUGGUUUUAUAGUUUCGCUUAAAAUCGGGCGUUAAAUAUCAUAUAUUAUUAACUGAAAAACUUUAGAUUAUAGACAUAUUUUUCAUAUACAAAAAUUUUUUUUUUUUGGUUAACAAUCUUACGAAUUCUUAUGACAUUUCUUCAAUAGUAAUAUGCAUUUGUGAUAUUCUAAACUCUAGUCAUUCCAAUAUUAUUGAAGUUGCUCAAAACUCCAAAUUUUGAAGAGCAUUCACAUGCGUUCCUUUUUAUUUUCCCCACAUAUGGCGGUUUUAAGUAUUCAUUUACAAUAUUAAUUAUUAUUAAACAUUUUUAAUGGCCUAAGUUCCUUGACUGAUUGCAUUUAUACCUACUCCAAAAAUAAAUGUUUUACAAAAGCGAAUAUGAUGGUGGGGCAAAACCAUUGUUUUCGAAGGAUUCCUUAUUUUAUGUUAUAAGAAAAUCGAACCGAUAUGACCUCGAAUAUGCCAAACUUACAUUAGUUAAUGGACAAUUUUUGAAGCGCUCCAAAUACACGUACUGCUGUUGUUAGGACCUCAUGGAUCACAGCUUCCCGAGCCACAGCCAUUCAGAUGGAUCCCUCGUUCAAAGUGCUCGACUCUGUCCUGGGUCUGGGUUGUGCUGCGGACGAUCCUGGGAAAUGCAGGGUCGUCCGGGACUGGCGGGCUAAAUCGAUCAAGGAUUUGAGCCCGCGAUUUUAUUGUGUAUUUAACCUAAGCUUAACAUGGAAUGCAUUUAUUAAACCUUAACAUUAAUAAAGAUAUAUGUAGAUAUAUUUAGUGGGCUAACUGUAUAUUUACUAGCUAAACGAAAGUCAUAUAGCAAUAGCGUAACAACAAUAACCAAAUAGAUGAGAGAUUUAGGUUGGUUGGCUGUUUACCACCAGCUUCAAAUUCGACUUGGCAUGGAAACGAUAGCAAUAUGAAACAAACACAAAAUACUGCCCCCUCCCCCCAAUCAAAAAAAAAAAAAAUAAAAAACAAAAAAGGAAAAACAUAACACAACCGACAAUGAAGAAACCGAACUACAAAAGUUAUAUAGAUAUAUACACGCGAUAUAUACACAAAUAGAUAUUAUAAAGAAAAUAGUUAUAGACAAGAUACUAAAGCCUAUCGACAACUAUAUAUAGCAGCAACCCAAAAGCAAGAAUAAUCGAAGCAUUUUUAGACGGGAUUUCCGGAGGCCAACUUUUAAUGGAUGAGGCCAAUCAACUAAGCCGAACCCCGAACACUGCCCACACAGCGAAAGUUCUCAACAUUUACCAAUCUAGCCAUAAUAUACAAUUAACGAAACCCUAACUAUAGAGCGUACUCUUAUUGAAAUGAUCAAUUGUAAGAUAUUAGCAAUCGGGUACUCAAAUCGAAAUUAACUCAAUCGUAAACACAAGCGACAUUUUUAAAGUAAAUAUGUAAAGAUGAUGUAAAGAAAAAAGGAACAAACUAAUCAAGUUUUUUAUUCGCUUAUUAUACAAUUACCAGUUAUAUAAAAAACAUACACAAUAAGAACGAAUAAACCUUCUCAAGCGGUCAUAGAAAAAAUAGAACAUCAAAACUGAAUUGAAUCCUUUAAGGAUCCACAAAAUCCCCAUAAACAGUACCCAAAACCGCUUUGGUAACCCACGAAUGAAACCCCUUGAGAAGCAGAGUUUUCGUAAUGGAAGUUUCGAGCCUAGAUCGAAACUCGAUUUACACGUACAUAUAAAUAUAACACAAUUAGUUCGUAAAUAUAUUUCUGUGUUAAAUGUUGUCUUCGUACGCGUUGUAGUUAUUAUAAAAGAAAAUCACUAAAAAAAAAACAAAACCAAAAGCAGCCGAACUCAAAAAACACAAAAGCUGAGAAAUGGGCAGAACGAGAUUGAAAACAAAAUUUGCUAAUUUUUCGAUAGCUCAACGGCAGCAGCAAUAAGCAAGAUAAGAUCGAGUUGUACAACAUAUAUAUAUAUAUAAAUAUAUAGUAUGCAUAGUUAAAGAAAAUGUAAAGAAGAGAGACAUAAAUCGAAGCGCUUAGUGGCAUAUUAAUAAACGAGUAAAAUUAUAAAAUGAACGACAAAAAGUAAAUAAUAAUAAAGCGUAAAAACAGUUUACAGAAUCUUGUAAGAAGUACGAAA
Messenger RNA from Drosophila ficusphila, 6552 nucleotides. Its product is annotated as protein tweety. The transcript has 8 exons. The record is from RefSeq and is a predicted model, not a curated record. NCBI's taxonomy places the organism in Eukaryota, Metazoa, Arthropoda, Insecta, Diptera, Drosophilidae. Gene Ontology annotation, cellular component: plasma membrane. Gene Ontology annotation, molecular function: volume-sensitive chloride channel activity; intracellularly calcium-gated chloride channel activity. Bases 663 to 3602 code for a protein of 979 amino acids.